Molecule: messenger RNA, 3228 nt
Organism: Fulvia fulva
Lineage: Eukaryota; Fungi; Ascomycota; Dothideomycetes; Mycosphaerellales; Mycosphaerellaceae
Product: Ubiquitin conjugation factor E4
Exons: 4
Coding region: 1-3228 (1075 amino acids)
Biological process (GO): protein polyubiquitination
Cellular component (GO): ubiquitin ligase complex; cytoplasm; nucleus
Molecular function (GO): ubiquitin-ubiquitin ligase activity
Source: RefSeq, a predicted model, not a curated record
AUGGCGGACUCCACACAAUCCGAUGCCGACAAGAUCCGUGCAAAGCGCCUGGCCAAGCUGGGUGGUCCGGCAUCAUCUAGCACGACAACACCUCCCGCGCCAGCAGCAGAGAACGAGCAGCCCGCACCAGCGACAGCGCCACAGGCCAGUGAUGCCACAGCAGAGAGCGAUCCAGCGAUCGCCAGCCAACGAGCCAAUUACUUUGCCCAGAUGCCCGCGAAAGCGCCCGAGCCGAAGUCGACAACCCCUCAAAUCACUGUCAAGCCCGCUCCCCGACCGGCGUCACCAGCGAAGCGAGAACGAGAUGGAUCGGAGAAGGCACAGUCGAGGACGGUAUCACGAAGCGAGCGACCUCCGGAGAGCAUCGAGAAGUGGCAGGACAGGAAUCUACGGCAGAUCUACCGGGUCACACUGAAGCCGGAAGAAGUGACUGACGGGCAUGGCAACAAGCUGAUCUUCCUGAGCAACACUAAGGAAGAGCUGGAGGAAGCAGACUCGCCGCUGAUGCUGGAUGUCAACGGCUCAGAUGGGAUUUUAUCAGAAGCAGCUGGACAGGCGCCGGGUGGCAAGGUUUUCGAAUACUUCCUGCAGUGCUUCAAGCGCGUUUCUCGAGCAAUCCGAGGCUCCAAGUACGAUGGACCGGACGAUCCGAAGCAUGGCAUCUUGAAAGAGGCAAGGAGAUUCUGCAUGAGCUACUGCAUCUUUGCAGUCACGAUGCCUGACAUGUUCGAGAACAACGCGUCCACGUCCAAUCCGUUGGUCGCCCACCUGAAGGCAGAUCCGGAAUGCGAGGUUGGUAUUUGCACCGACUUCCUGAACGAGGCAACAUCACGCUUCGAAGAGGACGACUCCAUUAAAGAGGCGGUGGUAGGAGCAGCGGAAGAGCUGAGCAGACAGCUGGCGAAGCAGGACAUGCUCGGAGACUAUCAGAAUUACGUUCGUGGGCUGAGAAAUCUGCUAAGAUACCCUAAGAUCGUGGAUGCAGUGACGGAAUCGCCGCUGUGGGCACCAGGAGACGUUGCAGCACAGGAGAUUGAGACGAAGACGAUACUUGGUCCGUUCUUCCGGAUAUCACCCGCACAGCAAGACGUGGCAAACAGCUAUUUCUCGGCGCCCAGGACAAGAGAUUCAGGCUUUGUCAGAAAUGGGCAGAACGCUAUUCGCAUGACCCUACGGACACACCAACAUGAGCUCUUCGAGAUUACCAACAGCAUCGUCAAGUCAGGACCAGUCUCUCGCGGCCGGAUACUGGACUGGCUCGCAAUCUGUGUGAACAAGAACCACAAGAAGCGCGCGAUGCGUCCUGAUCCUCGCAUCAUCUCGACUGAUGGGUUCAUGAUAAACGUCACGAAUGUCCUCGACCAGCUAUGCGAUCCCUUUAUGGACGCGCGAUUUGGAAAGAUCGAAAAGAUUGAUGUGGCUUACCUACGACGAAACCCCCGUGUUGACAUUAGCGACGAGACCAAGAUCAACGCCGAUCAGAAGGCGGCUGAUGAGUUUUACGCUGACAAGGUUGACGGGACGAACAACUUCAUCUCCGAAGUCUUCUUUCUCACAGUCGCUGCGCACCACUAUGGUACCGAAGCGGCGCAAGAACAGAUCGGACCGAUGCGGAAGACGAUCAAGAGAGGUGAGGAGGAGCUCAAAGCCAUGGAAGCAGAGCGACACAAAUACGUGAACGACCCGCGAUACCUGGCUAAAUACGAAGAGAGUCUCCAAAGGUACAAAAACCAUCUCGACAACAUGGCUAGCCGAAUUCACGCAACCGAAGGUAUUUUGCUGGACGAUCUGAAUCAAGCUCGGUCGAUGCAGUUCAUGCGAUACGUGAUUGUGUGGCUGCUGCGUCUUGCCACCGGACAGAACCUCCCGACAGCACAGCUGCAGCUUCCUUUGCCGGAGACGCAAGCGGAUGUGUUCAGAUUCUUGCCGGAGUACUUCUUGGAGGAUAUCGUCGACAACUUCAAGUUCAUCACACGGCACAUGCCAAAUAUCAUCACGCCACAGCAGUCCGAGGAGCUGGUGCAAGUCUGCAUCACCUUCCUCAGGAGCACAGAAUACGUCAAGAACCCUGGUGUCAAAUCCGGACUGGUGACGAUCCUCUUCACCGGCGUCUAUCCAUGGGGUCACAACAGACGCGGAAUUCUGGGCGACCAGCUGAUUGGAUCGUCCUUCGCCCACAAACACCUGCUUCAUGCCCUAAUGAAGUUCUACAUCGAGGCCGAAAACACUGGAACGCAUACGCAGUUCUACGACAAGUUUAACAUUCGCUUCGAGAUCUUCCAGGUCAUCAAAUGCAUCUGGGUCAACACCAUCUACCGCGAAAACUUGGCUAAAGAGGCCCGAGUGAAUACCGAGUUCUUCGUUCGAUUCGUCAACAUGAUUGUCAACGACGUCAACUUUGUACUGGACGAGAGUCUGGGAAGCUUACGCAAGAUCAACGAGCUCACCAAGGAGCUUGCCGACCCUGUCCACAUGCAAGGUCUCAGCGAGGAGCAGCGAAAGGAGAAGCAGGAGCUGCUUGACGAUCAGAAGGGAAAGGCCAGGAGCUACAUGGGUCUCACCACCGAGUCGAUGGAGACUCUCGUACUUUUCACUGAGACACUACCCGAUUCCUUCACAGCAAAGGAGAUCGUCACACGACUAGUGGACAUGUUGGACUACAACCUCAUGACACUCGUCGGACCCAAGAGCAAAGAUCUCAAGGUCGACAACAUGCAAGAAGAGUACAAGUUCAACCCACGACAGCUUCUCAGCGACUUCAUCACAGUCUACGUCAACCUCGGAGAGAAGCAGAACUUCAUCGAAGCCAUCGCCGACGACGACCGCUCCUACAAACCCGAACACUUCGACAAGGCCGCCAACAUCAUGAAAGACAAAGCAAUGAAGAGCCCAGAAGAGCUACGUGCGUGGGAGCGACUUGGCAAGAAAAUCGCAGAGGUCAAACAAGCCAAGGCCGACGAAGAAGAGGACCUCGGAGAGAUUCCAGAAGAGUUCCUCGAUCCCCUCAUCGGCGACCUACUCACUGAUCCAGUGUACCUCCCGACCAGCAGAACCACUGUCAACAGAUCUACUAUCCGACAACAACUGUUGAAUGUACCCGAAGACCCCUUCAAUCGCAUGCAUUUGACGAUGGAUCAGGUUGUGGCAGUACCGGAAGUAUUGGAGAAGAUCGAGAAGUGGAAGGCAGAGCGGCGCGCAGAGAAGGCCGAGAAGAUGGACACCACUUAA